Molecule: messenger RNA, 462 nt
Organism: Paraglomus brasilianum
Lineage: Eukaryota; Fungi; Glomeromycota; Glomeromycetes; Paraglomerales; Paraglomeraceae
Source: the annotation of a GenBank genome assembly
AUGCAGUCUGAACAAUGGUCCACUGAAAACCAACAGAGAAUGGGCGACGAAAUCCGCAGAAUGGCCUUACAAUUCGUAUAUGGAUCCAUUCCUCGAGAGGCUGCAAAAAUGAUGAUCGACGAGGAGAUAACAAAGAUGCUAGAAGCAAUGCCUCUGAUACCCCAGACUAUCAUAAUCAAUCCGGCAGAUAUAAUAGUUAUAACAACGAGGCGCAGUUGGCCAGCCUUUGAAGAAGACGAAAUCGAAGAACCAACUUGGGGACCAGAUGACCCAACAGUCGGAGGAAGAAGAAAUUGGAGAGACAAUAUAUCCUCCAAGGACCAACUGAAGUCCCAUACGAUGAGGAUAUCUGGGGCUAGAAGAAAAACUCCCGUAGAGUCUUCCACGGAAUCAACCACAGAAACGUCCACAAAAAUUAAGUCCAUAGAACUUAAAAAAAAAGCUCGGAAAAAAGUUCAGUGA